GUGACACUAGAGUGUCAGUUGAACGUUUGAACAGCGCAUGGUGCGCAAUGUCAACUGCUCUGCAGCUCAUAUAACUGACAUUCAUUAAUUGUGCGUGCACGUUGCUAAGUUUUUGAAGGUCCUGAACAUCUGCUACCAUUUACUAUGUCAGGAGAUAGCCUGAACGAAAGUUUGAUCGAGAGACUCAAACAGUUCUCAGCAAGACCAUAUGACAAUAUUGAAAUCAUUCGGUCAGUGACAGCAAGGCUUCAUAGCCAAGCAGCUUCACAGGAUAAGCUUAUACGAGGAAAGAUUCUGGAACGUCUCUGCCGUAAGAACACUGGUGUAUUGGGUCUGAUUCUUCAUCUACUAGAGACUGUGAAGGACCAACUAACAACAUGCAGCCUUGCUGGGAUACUACGCGAAUGUGUUUCUCCAAGAAUAGGAAAGAACAGAAGUCCAGUCAUCCGGCAACUAAUUGCUAUAAAUGCAUCGCAGACAUUAGUGAAAUUGCUGCUGCAAAUGCAAGUAAAGGAAUCAAAUGUUCCAGAGAUAUUGUUACAAGAGAUUUUAUGGGUUAUCUCGCAGCUUGCCCAGAGAGAUCCAAAGUUUUCCUUGAAGGCAAGGCUGUUAGGAGCUGUCAAGACAUUCCAUUAUUUAUUAAGAAUGCAUCAUAAUAACACAAGAUUAAUUUUUCCACUCCUUUUGAUUAUAAAAGCUCUCUCUAGAAACACUUACACCACAACAGUAUUACUCAAAGAUGGCAUUGUUCCUACAGUGGAGAAAACCCUUGUGACAAUGGGUUUUUCCCCAUCACCAAAACUGAAGCUAUGUCUUAGUGUGCUUCAUCAUCUUAGUAAAAACAAAUCUUGUUGUUCCCGCAUUGUGAAAACUGGUUUGAUACCAUUAUUGUUGCGCCUGGUUGAGAGAUGGGAACGUUACGAUGGAAAAAUGAGAAUCAGGAUAUGUAACCAUAUCUUGGUUAUCUUGCAAAAUAUUUGCCUAUCUAAAUUGGGCAGAAAGACUGUGAUUGGGAACAAUGGAUUGCAAAUUAUGUACAAAUUCUGUAUUACAUGUCCAGAAGAAAAGUGCUAUGAUCCACUUCUUACUCGUGUUUGCAAUGUUAUUAAUCUAUGUCUAGCAAAGAAAAAUCUUCCAGUUGAUUCUCACUCAAGCCCAGCAGUUUUCAGAUUGCCGUAUGCGAAAGAAAAUACGUCAGAAGCAAAUGGUGGAUCAUCUCGUGAAACAAGCCCUGACUCUGAAGAUGAAAGCACUGAGGAGUUUCCGGAGGAUGAUGAUGAUGGUGUGACCCAGGAAGAGAAUUUGAAGGAACUGCCAGAAAACAAAAGUUCUGAUUAUGUUCCUCGAUCAGCAUUGCGUGAAGCAGAUGAUUUGAAGCAGUAUGAAUCAUUUUUCCAAGAGCUGAAAGGGCCUUGUGUUUGCAGCAAAAUGAAAUGCAAUUCUGGAAGCAGGGAAAUAACACUUAAGAAAAGUUGUUCCUUUGAUGCAUUGAUGGGAGAAAGUGACCUAAAGAAGAAAAUCAUGGAAUUUAAUUUGACAGAAAACACUCUCCAUUUUUCAUCUGCUGCAUAUACAGGAGCUUCCCAGUCGCACAACUCGAACUGUUCUACCAGAAAUGAAAGUAAGGAUCAGUGUAUACAAGGGAAAAUUUUUCCUGUGGAUGGAGGAGGUGAAAAUAUUAGUGAAAGCAGCUCUACAUUAAUAUCACAAAAUAAUUUGAUGUUGAAAAAGGAUGUUGCUCAGACUCCAAAUGGAAGAAGUUUGGCUAGUAGCAGAGAAAUGAUAAAAGGUCUUACAGUAUUUGAAAACAUUCCUAAUUACUCUACUUUCCAUUAUGCAUAUUCUGUGAUUGCGUCAAGAGUCAACAGUGUGCUACCAUUUGUUAAAGUGGCAUAUCCUGAUAUGAUGGGUAGUGAAGGUUCAGGGAAGCUAGAGCCGUUGAAUAUAAAGGACAGAAGAACAUGUAGGAGCAAACUUUUAAACUGUGUGGAGAGAGGUCUUCAUCCAAAUCAAGUCAUGAACAAAGUUGUUUAUGAUUUGGAUAGUUGGUCUUCAGUGGAUCCAUCUCAUAGACUGAUAAACGCAAGUGAAAAGGUCCUUUUCAAUAUGGAUGAGAGACACUUGGGAAGUGGUGAACCUGAGAAACGUCACUUGAUUUUUGAGUCAAGGUUUGAAAGUGGAAACCUUAGAAAAGCUAUUCAGGUUGGUCUCCGUGAAUACGACUUGAUUCUCAUGCCUGAUGUUAACUCCAGUAAGCAUCAUCAGUGGUUCUAUUUUGAAAUAAGUGGAAUGGAAACUGAUGUUGUUUAUACAUUUAAUAUAAUAAACUGUGAGAAACAAAACAGUCAGUUCAAUUAUGGUAUGAAGCCAAUAAUGUACUCUGUACAAGAAGCUGUUGCUGGACGUUCUGGGUGGGUGCGUGUUGGCACAGACAUUUGCUACUACAGAAACAGCUACCAGAAUCCUGCUGGAAAAUACAGGACUUAUCUGACAACAACUUUUUCUCUCAAGUUCCCACAUGCAAACGAUAUCUGCUAUAUUGCAUAUCAUUUUCCUUUCACAUAUUCUCGGUUACUGGCACACAUAUGGAAGUGGUCCUGUGAAAUUGAUCCUUCCAAAAUAUACUUCAGGGCUGAAUCAUUAUGUAUGUCUCUUAACAACAAUGAAACUCCAUUGAUUACACUUUCUGCAGCAGAUUCAGAGGAAAAUCCUCUUUUGAAACGGGAAAUAAUUUUCCUGACAGCUCGUGUUCAUCCAGGUGAAAGUAAUUCUUCAUGGGUGAUGCACGGCACACUGUGUUACUUGUUGGGAGAUACAGCUGCAGCUAUAAAGUUGCGUAAUAGAUAUGUUUUCAAGAUAGUGCCAAUGCUUAAUACUGAAGGUGUCAUUAAUGGCUGCCAUCGGUGUGGCAUAACAGAUGAAGAUCUGAAUCGUCGGUGGAGUCAUCCCAGUCAGCAUUUACAUCCCAUCAUAUAUCACACCAAGGGUCUACUGGAAUACUGCACGAAGGUUUUAAAGAAGCCCCCGUACUUGUUCUGUGACUACCAUGGUCACUCACGUCGCAAGAACGUCUUUUUGUAUGGAUGCUGUAAUUCUGAAAGCUGGAAUGAAGCAGACCGAUCAGUUCCAGACAAUCCAGUUGACUACCUCAUGCUCCCAAAUUUAAUGAAAGACUUGUCACCUGCAUUUGCUCUGUCAUUGUGCAGUUUUGCUGUUGAGAGGAACAGAGAAUCAACUGCAAGGGUUACUGUCUGGAGGCAAUUGGGCAUUAAACGCAGUUACACAAUGGAAAGUAGCUACUGUGGUUGUGAUCAAGGAACAUAUAUGGGUUAUCACCUUGACAUUCUUCACCUAAAAGAAAUUGGUGCCAACUUUUGUGAGGCAUUGGCUUGCUUGAAAGAAGAAUCACAGUGGCAGACAGAACUCCUUGAAACUAAUAAGCAAGGUGGCAGCAGUACCUGUAAGAUUACCCCUCAUAGCCCCCAUUCUAUAACCAACUCCCCAGAAACAAGAAACACACAAGAAAGUUUGAAGGUGUGAAAUACUUUCGCCUGGAAGCCAAGAAGAUGCAGCUAGUGAUUCUCCAGACCAUAGUGACAGUAGUGAAUUUGAUGAUGAAGAAUAUCAUAGCUAGGUGCCUGAUUGCAGCUAUCAAAACAUGUGAAUGUUUGGUUUUUAUAUAUUAACUAAUAUGUACCUUGUCAGUGUGUUCAAAAAUUAUUUGUCUUUUGUAUAGUGUUUCAAUGGGAUGUGCAAAUGUAUAAAUCCUUCGAUUGUUCAGUGCAUUUCAAAAAGAAUAGCUUGUGGGAAUACUUGUGUAGUGAAAUAUUGUUUUUGUUUGUUGUUGUUGCACUUCUGAUACCUCGUCCACUAAUAUCUCUGUUAUAGAUGAAGUAGUUCAAUAUUUCCAUUUUAUGCUUCCAAGGAAUAAAACAA
Molecule: messenger RNA, 3936 nt
Organism: Schistocerca piceifrons (Central American locust)
Lineage: Eukaryota; Metazoa; Arthropoda; Insecta; Orthoptera; Acrididae
Product: cytosolic carboxypeptidase 1-like
Exons: 24
Coding region: 145-3540 (1131 amino acids)
Biological process (GO): protein side chain deglutamylation; C-terminal protein deglutamylation
Source: RefSeq, a predicted model, not a curated record